AUGUUCAAUCUAUGCCGGUUUCUUCAGGCUUUGGUAGUCGCUGUGCUCGUCGGCAAUGGCUCUAGUCAUACGACGCCGGUCAACAACCCCAUGUUAGCGAAGGUGGGGGCGGAUCUAGGUCCGGGAGCAACCGCGCCAGUGCGGCCAUUCCGCCUCGACCAAGUGCGGCUCGGCGGAGGAUUACUACAAGAGAAACGCGACCGUAUCAAGGCGUUUCUCCAGGCGUACGACGAGCGACAAUUCCUCGUUCUUUUCAAUAACCAGGCUGGGCGACCCAACCCCAGCGAUGUUUCACCUCCCGGCGGGUGGGAGGAUGGCGGACUGCUCAGCGGACACUGGACAGGCCAUUUCAUGACGGCCCUUUCCCAAGCGUAUGCCGAACAGGGCGAAACGGCUUUCAAAAGAAAACUCGAUUGGAUGGUGGGUGAACUGGCUGAAUGUCAGGAAGUGUAUACGGCGCAAAAGAAGCCCACGCAUCCAGGAUAUCUGGGUGCGCUGCCAGAAGACACAGUGCUUCGUCUAGGUCCUCCACGUUUUGCAAUCUAUGGAACCAAUGCCAGCACUAAUACGUGGGCGGCAUGGUACACGCAGCACAAGAUCAUACGGGGGCUUCUGGAUGCGUAUUACAAUACCAACAACUCACAGGCCCUGCAAGUGGCAGUCAAAAUGGCCGAAUGGGCACAUCUCGCACUGACCGUGGGUGACAAGAACCAGCACGGCUACCAGGGAAAUAUAACGCGGGACGACCUGAACUACAUGUGGGACACGUACAUCGCUGGUGAGUUUGGCGCCGCCAACGAGGUGUACUCGGAGGUCUACGCCUUGACUGGUGAUGAUCGACACUUGCAAACCGCCAUGGCUUUUGAUAAUCGCGAGUCCCUGUUCGGUGCGGCUGUGGAAGACCGGGACAUUCUGGUCGUGACACCGCAGAACAAGCCGGGCCGGCGUCGACGUGAGCGACUCCACGCCAACACGCAUGUACCUCAGUUCCUUGGGUACCUGAGGGUGUAUGAGCAGAGUGGUACGCAGGAAUACUUUACAGCGGCGAAGAACUUCUUCGGCUGGCUCGUGCCGCACCGCGAGUUUGCCAGUGGUGGCAUGAGCGGCAACUAUCCAGGAUCCAACAACAACCCCGAAUUAUUCCAGAAUCGGGACAAUAUCGCGAAUGCCAUCGCCCAGAACGGUGCCGAGACGUGCACGACAUAUAACACGAUCAAGCUGGCGCGGAACCUGUUCCUGCAUGAGCAUAAUGCUACGUACAUGGAUCACUACGAGCGCGGCCUGUUUAAUAUGAUCACGGGGUCGCGCGCCGAUACAGACAGUACUGACGACCCACAGCUCACUUACUUCCAGCCGCUGACCCCAGGCUCGAGCCGCGAUUAUGGUAAUACCGGGACCUGCUGCGGUGGCACCGGCAUGGAGAGCCACACCAAGUACCAGGAGACUGUGUACCUGCGCUCAGCGGAUGGGUCUGCACUGUGGGUUAAUUUGUACGUUCCGUCUACACUAACCUGGACCGAGAAAUGCUUCUCGAUGAAGCAGGAGACGGCCUUCCCACGCGGGGACACAGCCAAUUUCACUAUCACCGGACAGAGCGGCCCGCUGGAUAUCAAACUCCGAGUUCCCGGCUGGGUUCGUACCGGUCACGGCUUUCAAGUCACCGUCAACGGGGAGCCUCAAUCCACCAAAGACAUCCAACCCAGCUCGUAUCUUACCCUAAGCCGGUCCUGGACCACAGGCGACGUGAUCCAAGUACGCAUGCCCUUCAGUAUCCGAAUCGAGCGCGCUCUAGACCGUCCAGACAUCCAGGCAAUAUUCUGGGGCCCCGUGCUCCUGCAGACACUCGGUACGCCGACCGGUGAUAGCGGUAGUUACUGGCAGCUGUCGCUGUAUAAGCACCUAAAGCGGGAUGGAGACUAUGCAAGGGCUGCUAUUAAAAAGACAGGCACAACAUCAGCUGGCGAUCUACUCUUCUCUACUACCUCCUCCUCUAUCAACAGCAGCAGCAACAACAACAGCACCAGCAGCAGCAACUCGACUGUUCCUGUUACAGUCACCGUACGGCCCUACUACAUCAGCGACACCCAAUCCGUAUCAUCCUACUUCCAACGCUUCGAGCCAGACAUAAUCUUCGGCUCCAUAAACACAGGCAUCCCGAACCGGAAGCGCAACGAUGGACUUCCCAAUUACGACGUACCUGUCUCGGGGAUCGCGUCGCCGGGUACUGAUGGGCUGACGUUUCUGGAUGUGGUGUGGGAUCGGGCGCCGUUUGGGACGCAUGGGGAGUUUGUGGGGGUGGUGGAGAGGGUUGUGGGGGAGUUUGUGGGGGAGGGGGUUUUUACUACUGAGGAGGGGGGGACGAUUGUGGGAUGGGCGGGGAGGGCGGAGGGGGAGUUGGAUCCGUUGUGAUUUGCUGCGCUGAUUUGGGAGGGGGUGGGAGAGGGAUUAGAUACCUAUGUUGAAGGGAUCAGUGAUGUGAUCUGUUUUCCAUUUUCAUUUUUAUCACGAGGGGUCCAGUACAGGACAGUACAGUUCGGGAUAGAUCCGUUAGGAGCCCGUGUAUUGAUCACUACCUAGCACACUAAACCAACUUCAAAGCACCAAAAAACAAUCACUAAAGAAUAGCUGCAGGUUCACCAGUGAUACUGAGACUGAGAUAAAGAGAACCCUAAUCUCCAAAGAGAAAAGAGACAAGAACGUGUGCCUCUUUUGGCUGGCUCUUUUGAGCUGCUUAUAAGCAGCCUGUUUGUUUACGGGUGGGCAGCUCGAAACAAGG
Messenger RNA from Cadophora gregata, 2776 nucleotides. RefSeq lists its product as uncharacterized. The coding region runs from base 1 to 2409 and encodes 802 amino acids. NCBI's taxonomy places the organism in Eukaryota, Fungi, Ascomycota, Leotiomycetes, Helotiales, Ploettnerulaceae. The transcript has 2 exons. The record is from RefSeq and is a predicted model, not a curated record. Gene Ontology annotation, biological process: carbohydrate metabolic process.